ACGAAGUAGUGCCCGAGCGGACGGACGGACCGAGAAGGGAGGAGCCAGGGUUUGCAAGCGGGCGGGCCUGGCUGCGCUAUGAGCCACCCUGCACUGGUGCCUCAGCCCAGGCUCGCUUUAACAAGGGCCACGCAAAAGACGCGAGCACAGGCCGCCACCAGGGCACCGAGGACGCCAACGCAGCGAGAGGCCGAGCGGAAGCGGCCCCGCCGGAAGCGGAAGGGCGGCGAGCAGCUAGCGGCGUCUCGGUUGCCAUGGAGACGGGCGGAGCCGAAGCCCCGCAAUCUGGCGAGUCCGGGUCCUGCGCUCUCGGGGCAGCGACCUGGACGCCGGCGUCGCGCGUGGCCCGGGGCCGCAGCCCCAGCGAGGCCACCCGGCUGCCCUCCUUAGCCUACUCCGAGGCCUUCCACUACGGCUUCGGGAGCCGGGCCCGCCGCGUGGGGCCCCCGACGCCCCAGCCGCUCCCGGAGCCGCACUUGCUGCGUCUGCGCCCCACCUCGCUGCGCACCCAGGACGUCUCGCACCUGCUCACCGGCGUCUUCCGCAACUUGUACACGGACGAGGUGGUCGGCGCGGACCUGAGCGCGAGCUUGAUCAAGGCCCGCGGCGGCGAGGAUGCGCGCCACGAGGAAUUCGUGGACGAGCUGCGGCGGAUUCGGGAGGUCUAUAAGCAGCGACUGGAUGAAGUUGAAAUGUUGGAGAGACAUAUCAUUCAGGCCCGCGCCCGGGCUCUUGCAGAGAAAGAACGGAUCAUGCAACAGGCCAAAGUGCAUGUCCUUGAGAAUUUUAUCACGGUGCCUCCAGUGAAGUCUAUCUUCAGAUGGUGUGUGGACAGUGAGUUGCUACAGAAACAUCAUUUGAUCUCUCCAGACGAUUACUACAGUGACACGGUGCCAUUUUGCUCUGCACCUAAAGGUGUCUCCAUCCCUGGAUAUUCCAAACUCACAUUCAGUUGUGAGAAGCAUUCCGUCCCGAAGAAGCACCUGACCAAGAAGCUCGAGGCUUCCUGUGAGGAGAUGCUCACUAAGGUUAAAGACGAGUUAGACUACACCGUGGACAGCCAGACAGGGGACUUGUCCCUAAAGGGCAAAUGCAAGACUGUCAAGGCAGGUCCAUCCAAGAAUGCAAAGUGGAUGAGCCACUUACACGUGCCCCAAAGAGAACUGGAGCGACUUCUGCUUGUCAGGAUGGAGAGUCGGAACCGCUUCCUAAAAAACCCUCGGUUUUUCCCUCCUAACACUCCCCAAGGAGGCAAGUCUCUUCUCUUUCCCCCAAAGAAGCCAAUGCUGACAGGAGACUUCCCGAGUGGAGAUCUGGAGGAGAGUUGUGUGGAUACUCCCGUGUUUCUGGCUAAACCAUCAAUCGGAUUUUUCACGGAUUAUGAAAUUGGGCCAGUUUAUGAGAUGGUAAUCUCCCUGCAGAACACCACCGCAACCAGCCGCUACCUGCGAGUCAUCCCGCCCUCCACGCCGUACUUCGCUCUGGGAUUGGGGAUGUUCCCAGGAAAAGGUGGAAUGGUGGCCCCUGGGAUGACCUGCCAGUACACUGUCCAGUUUUUUCCCGACUGCCUUGGAGACUUUGAUGAUUUUAUUUUAGUGGAGACCCAAUCAGCUCACACACUCCUGAUCCCCUUGCAGGCCAGGAGGCCACCCCCAGUGCUGACGCUGUCGCCAGUUUUGGAUUGUGGUUACUGCCUCAUUGGGGGAAUGAAGAUAACCAGAUUCAUCUGCAAAAACGUGGGCUUCAGUGUUGGCAAAUUCUGCAUUAUGCCCAAAAAGAGCUGGCCACCACCAAGUUUCAGGGCUGUUGCAACCAUUGGCUUCGUUGAGCAACCUCCUUUUGGAAUCCUACCUUCAGUGUUUGAGCUGGCUCCUGGGCAGGCCGUAUGUAUGGAGGUUUUGUUCCUCCCAACGAGCCUAGAAAAGGCAGAGCAGACCUUCAUCGUUGUGUGUGACAACUGCCAGAUAAAGGAGCUGGUGACCGUAGGAAUCGGGCAGCUGGUUGCUUUGGAUCUGAUCUAUAUUUCUGGUGAAGAAAGUCAUCCGGAGCCUGGAGAGCUCACAGACUUAACAGCCCAGCACUUCAUACGCUUUGAGCCUGAGAACCUUCAAUCCACAGCUAGAAAACAACUGAUUAUUAGAAAUGCUACGCAUGUGGAGCUGGCCUUCCACUGGCAGAUCAUGAAGCCCAAUCUGCAGUCCCUAAUGCCUGGAGAAACCUACAGCCUGGACAGCCUCAAGUACCACCCUGACAGGGAGACGGCCUUCUCCAUCCUGCCUGAAAGGGGGGUUCUCGGCCCACACACGGACCAUGAGUUCAUCCUCACCUUUUCUCCUCAUGAGCUGAGGGAUUUUCACAGUGUGCUCCAGAUGGUGCUAGAGGAAGUCCCAGAGCCCCUGAGCUUGGAAUUGGAAAACCUGAAGGAUUCGUCCUUCUCUGUGGAUGACGUGAUUGUCCUGGAAAUCGAGGUGAAAGGCUCAGUGGAACCCUUCCAGCUUCUCUUAGAACCAUACGCCCUCAUCAUCCCUGGGGAGAACUACGUUGGCAUAAAUGUAAAGAAAGAUUUUAAGAUGUGGAACAACAGCAAAUCCCCCAUCAGAUACCUGUGGGGGAAGAUCAGUGACUGCCACAUCAUUGAAGUGGAACCCUGUGCGGGGACCAUAGAGCCCAAUGAGGUGGAGGAUUUUGAGUUGAGCUUCACGGGGGGCGUCCCUGGCCCAGUAAGCCAGGACCUGCUGUGUGAAAUCCAAAACUCCCCCUCGCCAGUGGUGUUACACAUUGAGGCGGCCUUUAAGGGGCCCGCCCUGGUCAUCAGUGUCUCAGCCCUUCAGUUUGGUUUGCUGCGCCUGGGGCAGAAAGCUACCAACUCCAUCCAGAUCCAGAACAUCAGCCAGCUCCCGGCCACGUGGUGCAUGAAGGAGAGCCCAGUCUGCCUCCAAGAGAGGCAUGAAGAUGUGUCUCCCUUCGACAUUGAGCCCUCUAGCGGCCAGAUUCACCCUCUGGGGGAGUGCAGAGUGAACAUCACUUUGGAGGCCAAGCAGUGCCAGCGUCUGCAGACAGUCCUAGAGCUGGAGGUGGUAAACGGGACCUGGAGCUACCUUCCUGUGUAUGCCGAGGUACAGGAGCCCUAUGUGUACCUGCAAAGCAGCCAUGUGGAAGUCAGGAACCUGUACCUUGGUGUGCCUGCCAAGGCAACCAUUACACUCAUCAAUGGCACACUCCUGCCUACCCGAUUCCACUGGAGCAAGCUGCUGGGGCACCAAGCAAGUGUCUGCACAGCAAAGGUCUCCCCUCGACGUGGCACACUGGGUCCCAGUGAGGAGCGCCAGCUCAACCUGGAGCUGACUGCUCAUACUGAGGAAGAGCUGAGUGAUCUGGCCCUCCCUUGUACCGUGUCUGGCAUGAAGGAGCCACUGGUUCUGGGCAUUUCUGGGAAGCCCCAGGGACUGCAAGUGGCUAUUGCCAUCUCUAUGGAGGGCUCUGACAGCAGUGUUCCCAGCACAGCGCUGUGGCCGGGCCACCUGGAGGAGCUCCGCCUUGACUUCGGCUCGAAGGUGCCUCUGAGGACCCGCAUGAACUGCCAGCUCAUCCUGACCAAUCACUCCCCGAUACAGACGCCUUUCACCCUCAAGUUUGAGUACUUUGGGAGCCCCCAGAACAGCCUGAACCAGAAACCCAGCCUCCCCAACAUGCCCCCUGCCCUGCUGAAGACGUCUCGGAUUCGAGAACACUUGGCCAAGCGAGAGCAGCUGAAUUUUAUGGAAAGCAUGUUGUCACAUGGGAAAGGAGCUGCCUUCUUUCCCCACAUUUCCCAGGGCACACUGGGGGCCCACCAACAGCUGAGCAUCGACAUCACAGGCUAUGCCAACAUGUGGGGCGAGUACUGGGACAACCUCAUCUGCACGGUGGGAGACCUGCCACCAGCAGUCAUCCCGGUGCAUAUGGCAGUGGUAGGCUGCCCCAUCAGCUCCCAGAGGACCACCUACUAUACCACUGACCAGUUGCAGAAGGAGCCUAUCAUCAGGUUCGGCACCCAGGUCUCCGGAGGAGACACAGUCACCCGGGUCCUUCGCUUGAAUAACUCCAGCCCCUGUGACAUCCGCCUGGACUGGGAAACCUACACUCCGGAAGACAGAGAGGACCGGCUGCUGGAGCUGCUGGUGUUUUAUGGGCCACCUUUCCCACUGCGGGACCAAGCUGGGAAUGACCUCUCGUGCCCAGAGACCCCUGAGAGCAGCAGUUCCUUCUGGUCCUCAAGCCCCUCUAACACGUCAGACUCCAGCCAUGAAGCUGCCCAGUCUGCCGAGGGCAGUGACAGAGCCUCGCAGAAGAUCAUCUCCGUUGUUCUGCGGGAGCAUGAUGGGGUGCCCGCCGACCACCUGUACUGCGUCAGCCCCAAGCAGGUGGUGGUCCCCACGGGGGGCAGCAGCACCAUCUCCAUCUCCUACACACCUAUGGUCCUUGGCCCUGAAGUCCUGCACAAGGUGAAGUGUGUCGGCUAUGCCCUGGGCUUCAUGAGCUUGGAUGACGAGGCAGAACGAGAGCUUCCAGGUAGGAGGCAUCGCCUGCAGGACUUUGCCGCAGGACCCCUGAGGCUGGACCUGUGUGGCUACGUGAGGCCCGCACAGCUAAGCAUGGAGCUGGAUUACGGUGGUGGUGUGGAGUUCCGGCACCAGGCCAGUGACCUCAUCCCCGAGCAGCCCUGUACUGGGGUGCUGAGUGAGUUGGUGACCACCCACCACCUGAAGCUGACCAACACCACAGAGAUCCCACAGUACUUCCAACUCCUGGUCUCCAGGCCCUUCUCUGUUUCUCAAGAAGGGGCCAGCCGCAGCCGCAGAGCUCCUGGCCCUGGCCGAGAGGAAGAGCCUGCCACGGCUAGCAAGCAGCUGGUGCUCCACCCCCAGGAAAAUAUGCUGGUGAACGUGUCCUUCUCACUGUCCCUGGAGCUGCUCUCCUACCAGAAGCUCCCGGCUGACCAGAUGCUGCCCGGGGUGGACAUUCGGCAGCAUGCCAGCGGGGAGAAAGAGAUGGUGUUUACUCAGAGCCUGCUCCUGGAGUACGCCAACCACACCACUCAGGUGGUGCCCCUGAGAGCCACCGUGGCCGUGCCCGAGCUGCAGCUCUCCACCAGCUGGGUGGACUUCGGGACCUGCUUUGUGAACCAGGAACGGGUCCGGGAGGUCUACCUCAUGAACCUGAGCGGCUGUCGGAGCUACUGGGCUGUGCUGAUGGGUAGGCUGGGCCUGCCCCCCACUUCCUGUGCAGGCUGGCACCUCGUGGGAGGCCCUGCAGAGAAGGCUGGUUCCCAAAUCCCAAGUGAUCCCAGGGUGGCCUUGCUUCAUGGCCCUGGGCCAGACCCGAGGUGCACCCCUGGGAUGAGGUGGGGUAAGUGUGGGGGGAACACAUGGAGCUGCCCAGGCUCCUGUGUGCCCCCUUCCCUCGGUGUAGGCCAGCAGGACCCAGAUAAGGACCUUGCAGCCUUCAGGGUAUCUCCAAACAGUGGGCUGCUGGAGGCACGACUGGUCAAUGCCCCCCCAAAUACCAUUACCCUCCAAGUUUUCUUCACUGCCAGGAGCAGUGAGCUGUAUGAGUCCACGCUGGUGGUGGAAGGUAUGCUUGGCGAGAAGGCCUGCACCCUACGGCUCCGGGGCCGAGGCUCUUAUGAUGAGAGAUACAUGUCACCCCACCAGCUCUGAGGCUCUGCCCUCAGCCCUCCAGCUUUGGAAAUAAAACAUGACCCAGAGCUAAGGAACAGGUUUGCUGUGCAGGGGUGCAUGCUGAAGACCUCCAAGCAGCUCAUGGGCCGGAAGGGACUCCCUUACAGUGCUCUCUGCCCAAGCACCGAGCUGGGCCAGAGGCAAGACCAGUGACAGCCAGAACUGGCCCUUGGGAAAAACUGCAGCCACCAAGAUGAGAAUACAUAUUUACUGUCUGCUGCAUUCCUCACUCCCAGGACUUACACAGUGGCCUGGGUGACCUGGCAGAGGGCAGCUCUGUACCUCAGCCACUCCUGUACUGUGUCACCAGUGCUCAUGUUAGUCCCAGUGCUGCCACCACCACCAGAGCAGAGCCAGGGAGCGCCCCUAGCCCGGGGCCUCACUCAGUUUCCAGGGUAUUCAAAGACAGCAGCAGCUCCCAUCCCGGUCCCGAUGCACAUGGACACCACCCCGUACGCCCUGUGGAAGCAAGACUGUGUUUGCCCUUGGUACCUUCACCCAGCCAAGGCCUCACCACCGAGCUCUCCCCAGAUCUCUGGGCAUACAGUUCCCAGACUGCCCACCUAAGCCCACACUCAGGGUGGCAGGUACUUGGCGCAGGCCAGGGUGCCACCCUCGCUGGUUCCCAGGGAAAACAGGGGUCAUGGCCCCGUGUCUUCAGCUGAGUGUGUGCAUGUGUGCUUCCCCCUCAACUACCCUGGCUUGGGCACCCCACAGAACACCCCCACAGCCAGCCAGCCUUACCUCUUCCCACGGCGCUUCAGUUCAUUGAGGAGCGUGAUGACCUGUCGAGCUCCAGUGCAGCCCAAUGGGUGACCCAAGGCCACUGCACCCCCCAGAGGGUUCACCUUCUCGGGGGGGAGUCCUAGCUUCUCCACACAGUAGACAGCCUGAAAGGAGGCAGAGCAUCAGCUAAAGCUCCCCCCACCCCGUACCAUGUGCCCACAGGCUCCAACUCGGCUCUCCAAGACCCAGGCAACAGUGAGAAAGAAAAGCUUACCUGGCUUGCAAAGGCCUCAUUGAUCUCAAAGAUGUCCACGUCCUUUACCGUCAGCCCUGUCGGCACGGGGGAAAGACCUGAGCUGACCCAGUGGACCCCUGGUAGGACUCUGUCUCCCCAGGGCCCCAUCCUAUCCAUGGCCUAAAGGCAAAUCCACAAGGGUCCCAGCUGUAAGGUCAGGAAGGGCUUGGGGUAGGGGUGCUAGCCUGACCCACCUUCCCUCUGCAGCAUUCACAUGACCUCGCCCACCCCACUGGUAACAGCACGAGGCAGGAGUGGGAUACAGAUAUAGAUUGUGAAGGAUCCACCUUACCUGCUUUUUGCAAAGCUACAGGGAUGGCAUAGGCUGGCCCAAUGCCCAUGAUGUCAGGUGGGACCCCAACCACCGCAUAGGACCUCAGGACCCCAAGGACGGGAAGGCCCAACUCUUCUGCCUUGGACCUCCGCGCCAGCAGGAGGGCAGCUGCCCCAUCGCUCACCUGACUAGAGUUUCCUAGAGGCAAACAGCGGGGGUUAGGGUGCCCUGGAGCAGGGCGGAGGUGGUCCACCUGUUCACCGUGCCUGGGGGCUCCAGGCUCCCAGAGAACACGGGGGAUGGACGCAGCCCCUCCUGCCCCUCCCCCAGCCCAGUCUCACCAGCCGUGGUAGAGCCGCCCUGCUUGAAGGCAGGCUUCAGUUUGGCCAGGCCCUCCAUGGUGGUGUUGGGGCGGAUACCCUCAUCCUGGGCCACGGUGAUGAUCCUCUCGGCGCCCUUGUCAUCAUGGACCGUGGUGGUGACAGGCACAAUCUCAGCUUGGAAACAGCCCUUGCUCUGGGCUCUGGCCGCCCUGCCAGCACCAUGGACAGCCAGGCUCAGGCUCCCUUGGGGUUCCCUUCCUUCCAGGGGUCCCUUCCUUCCAGGGGCAGACGCACCACGUUCUCAGGCUGCUAAACAGGGGGACAUGCUUGCCUUGGGGGAGCUCUAAGGGACUGCUGUGGGCCCUUCUCCCCCAGCCUGGGAGCCUGAGGCCUCAUGGGCCUUCUUCACCAUCAACCUCCUAUUUUCAAAUCCUGGCCAAUCCCAACCUUGAAGGAAGGGGGAGAUUUAGAUGUGGUGAGCCCUUCACCCAAGAGGGACUGAGCCUGCUCAGUUCUCUGGGCCAAACUGAACAUACAGCCCCAGGAACAUUUGUGCUGGGUUCUACCAACUUGUCUGUUCCAUCCCAAUGGCUCAAUUUCAACUAUUCCCCGGGUUCUACUCAUUUAAAAUGAUAGGCACUAAAUUACUUAAUGAAUCUUAGUAUUUAAACAGUACACAAGCAUUAAGAUGAUCCUUGCACUUAUAUGCAAGAUGUCAGUGCCCAGGGGUUUCCCCUGGCGAAGAUUCCAUAGUUUUCAGCAAAUUUUCAAAUGCUUCCUUAACCCCAAGGGUCUAAGAACCACUGCCUCUGAGAAGCCCAAUCCUUUCUUUUGUCCCUGUCCUCUGGGCAUUUGGGGCUGGCCAACCUCAGCCUGCCCAUGUCCAGAGGCCUGAGCCCCGGGGGGUCUUCUAAUGCUACCCAGACCCAAGAGGGGUCCGGAAGCUGGGAUGCCAGGGUCCCCAGCAGUGCAGGCCCCACGAUCCAGGCUAUCCAGAGAAGCCUAGGGCUGCCAUAUCUAAUCGCCAAACCACAGACAAUCAGAGAAGAGUCCUGAUUCUUGUUACAUCUCAUGAAUAGAUGGGGAAAAGAAGCCCAGCUAAGGAGACACUCAGGGUAAACAGACAGUGAUAGGACAUGGAAGAACUAUCAGCACGCUUCCAGCACUUCCCCAGUCCCUGCCCACCUCUCCCUCCUGGAGGGAGACUGCAGUUAGGCUUGGAAACCACUCCCUGGCCCACCUGUAGCCUAAGGGCAGCUCCACCUGAGGCCACUUAAUCCCGCCCCUUAGAGACCCUAUCCCAAACAGCACUCACUUUUGCUGGGAAGCCAGGGCAAAAGUAUCCUGCUUCUCCCGUGAAAUGCCAAAUCUCUCAGCUACAUUCUCUGAAGUUAUCCUAAAACAAAACCAGCACACUGUGGGGACAUGCCAAACAGCCUUCGGGCCUGGGCCAGGCUGCAUAGCUGUGCCUCCAACUCUGGGUCCCUGCAGCUGUAGGUAGAGACCAGGAGGGCCAGUCCAGGCCACGGAGAUAGAUGACUCAGGGUGGAGUGUGGGGGCAGAGAGGGAGGCAGCAGGGUUGGCUGGACCCUAAGAAGCUUGUAUGCCAGAAAGACCAGCCCAGCAGCGGGGCAGAUGAGGGAACAGCUGGGGACACUAAUUGGUUACUCCUAUGCCGUGAGGAAAGCUACUCUGGUGUGGGGAGAGGAGGGUCCCCAUAGGCCCCUGGGAAGGCUAUCUACAGGCUUUCUGCUGUGAAGAGAGCCUGUCCUCACGCUGGAAACCCAGAGCCACAGGUAGGCCUUCCAACCUGGGCUCUGGCUUUAGAGGCUUCCCUGGGAGACAGGGUUCCUGGAUGUGGAUGCAACCAGGACACCUGCCCCUCUCUGAGCCUUCAAUCUCACAUUCAGGGGAGCCAGGACUCUCUGCUUAUGGACUUGGGGGAUGGCCCAGAGGCUCAGCGAUGUUGGCUGCAGAGCAAUGGCGCUGAGCAAAUGCAAGGCACUGUGAUGUUGCACUGUGAUGUUACAUCUCAAAGCCCUUCCACUCCCAUGUUUCUAAGCCUCCAAGGCUUUGGCGCGCAGCUGCCAUUGUUCCCUGUGCGACUGGCUCCUCAGGGUGGAAAUGACAGGCUGGGCCAUGGCUGGAAACCUAGAGGUGCAGAGGACCUGGAAGCCUCAAGAAAGGGAAGUUGGGAGCAGCCAGAUGCCAUCCCCAUGUCCCAUCAAAGCAGAACAAGCCCAAAGGCCAGAUGCCACAAGAUGAUCCAAGUCUGUGCUUCUGCUCCCGGCCAGGAAGGGAGCUGAGGGGACACACUCACCCCAUAGGAAUCAGGCAAUCUCUGGCCUUCUUCUUCUCCACCAAGCGUGAAGUAAUAUUUCCAGGGUUUCCUCUGUCAGCCAGGGACAUGGACUCUACCCUGAGGAGGCAGCAGAGGAGGGAGUCACUCUCAGGGCACCCUCCAGGGAUAGCUGUGCAACUGGCAAGUGCUGGGAAAUAGUCAGGGGGCCCUGGGAAAUCCAGCAGACCAUCUGGGAACCCUGGGCAGGGCACUGGCCAGCAGGGCAGAGCUGGGGGUGCAGGGUGGCUGAGGUCACCUCCACCCCAGGACAAAGCACUCCCAGGGAGUCCACAUAGUCCACACUCCCAGGCAAGGCUAUGCUUCCCUAACACAAAUGCUCCUGUAGCCAGCCAAUCAGUAGUUCCCAAGGAAAGCUGCCUAGUGGGGGGAAGCACAUCCAGGAGGCCUGGGCCCUGCCCUCAGACACCACAGGUUCAGAGGGUAGAAGAGCCAAAUAUUUUAAAAGCCAUAGAUCAGAGGGCAUCUGACCUGCACUGACCAGGAGGUGCUGGGAGCUCAGAGGAAGGCAAGAUCACAGUUUAGAGCUGUAAUCUAAACUGUGAUCUGCUUCAAGGCAGGGUGCCUGGGUGGCAGAGUCAGUUAAACAUUCCAACUCUGGGUUUCAGCUCAGAUCAUGACCUCAGGCACACAGCUGCCAUUGUUCCUUGUAUGUGCCCCAAGUCCAGCACCAAGCUCAGUGCAGAGUCUGCUUGGGUUUCUCUUUCAUUUUCCCCCUGCUCCUCCCCUGCAGCUGGGGCACAGACGCAUAUACCUGCUCACUCACUCACUCUCUCUCAAAUAAAUCUUUAAAAAAAAGA
Messenger RNA from Canis lupus familiaris (dog), 10497 nucleotides. RefSeq names its product DLEC1 cilia and flagella associated protein (gene DLEC1). The transcript is spliced from 36 exons. Gene Ontology annotation, biological process: negative regulation of cell population proliferation. The record is from RefSeq and is a predicted model, not a curated record. Lineage: Eukaryota; Metazoa; Chordata; Mammalia; Carnivora; Canidae. The coding region runs from base 255 to 5699 and encodes 1814 amino acids.